Candida tropicalis MYA-3404 is the source of this 1191-nucleotide messenger RNA. Its product is annotated as TRAMP complex RNA-binding subunit. The record is from RefSeq and is a predicted model, not a curated record. The transcript has a single exon. Gene Ontology annotation, molecular function: nucleic acid binding; zinc ion binding. The coding region runs from base 1 to 1191 and encodes 396 amino acids. Lineage: Eukaryota; Fungi; Ascomycota; Pichiomycetes; Serinales; Debaryomycetaceae. Gene Ontology annotation, biological process: polyadenylation-dependent RNA catabolic process.
AUGUCAACACUACCUUUUAUAGAAGACACCAAAGGUCAAAAAUGGAAAAGACAAAAGUAUAACAGUUCAGAGUUUCUGGAUAAAAAGGAGUCACUGAUACAGUCAUCGCGUGAACAUACACCAAAUACAACCACAGCAUUGUCAUAUGAUGAAGUCACAGAUGAUUUAGAUGAAAUUAUUGCAUUGAGAGGUGAAGGAAGAUACUUUGGUGUUACUGACCCUGACGACGAGUCGGGUCUUUCAAGACAAACUUUAGGCCCUUUAUGUUCAAAUUGUCAUAAGAGAGGUCAUAUUAGAGCCAAAUGUAAAGUUGUCAUUUGUCACAAAUGUGGUGCUAUUGAUGACCAUUAUGAAAGUCAAUGUCCAACAACUAUUAUUUGUGCAAGAUGUGGUGAGAAAGGUCAUAUUGUACUGUCAUGUAAAAGUAAAGUCAAAAAGAGACAAUAUUGUCGUCUGUGUGAUACUUUCAAACAUAGUGAUGAAAAUUGUCCAAGUAUAUGGAGAAGUUAUAUUAUCAAACCAUCCCAGUCCGGUGACGAUGUCAGAGAUGCGCUACCAAGAAUUUACUGUUAUAAUUGUGGUUCCGAUGAGCAUUAUGGUGAUGAAUGUUCAGAACAAAGAAAAUCCAGAAUACCUAAUCUUGGAAGUGCUUUCAGUGGGAACAAUUUACCUAAAGAGUUUCGAGAAUUGUAUUUCCUACGGUUAAGAGGAGAGGGUCGAAAGUCGGAUAAUCCAUAUUUGCAUAACUAUGGUGAAGAAGCUUAUGAUCCAAACCGUAACAUCAAAUCUGCAUCUGGAUUUGGCAAAAAGGAUUUUAUAAACAGAAAUAACAGCCAACCUGUGAAGUCCGGUGUUCUUCCAAAAAGAAAUAUUGCUUUCCCUAGAGGUCCAAGAACACAGUUUGAUAAUGGAAAUAAUGGAAAUAAUGGUUCUGCUACCAAAUCAGGUGGCAGCUUCCUUAAGGCAUUAAAUGAAAAAACCAAGAACAAGAAGAGAAAAGUGGACCCAAAGCCACUUUAUACACAACCAACCAGAUCCGGCACAAUUAACAGAAAUGGAAAUUUCAACGGAAGAAACAAUGGGUCUACUUAUAAGGGUAGUUCGUAUGUUUCUGUUGGUAACUCAAAACCAACAAGAUCGGGGUUAAUUGCUGAUAGAAAAAAUCAAAACACAAAGAGAAUGAAGUAUUAG